UGCUCGCACUUAUACCAACCUUGAACUGACCUGAGUAGUGGUGGAGAAGUUUAAGUGCUCCCGGAGUGUAUAGUUCUCUACAUGGCGGCUGGACGGUUUCCAGUGUGUGGAAGGAAGACCAGCGGCCCGACCCAGACAGUGAAGGUGGUGGUACUCGGACAAGCAGGGGUUGGCAAGACAGCGAUGACCGUGCGUUUCGUGACCAAGAGAUUCAUCGGUGACUACGACCCAACUCUCGAGGCCAUCUACCACCACCGGACGUUUAUUGAUGACAACCCUGUACAGUUUGAAGUACUGGACACCGCCGGCCAGGAAGAGAAUUCUCUGGCCCUGGAGCAGAAGAUUCGAUGGGGGGAUGCUUUUGUCAUAGUUUAUAGCAUCAACGACAUCUGCAGCUUUGAAGAAGUCAUGAGGAUCAAAUUUCUGAUUAACCACACGAAGGGACCCAACACACCCGUAACUCUCGCGGGCAACAAACGAGAUCUCGAACUAGAUAGAAUGGUCGCGAGACUUGACGGUGAGAAAAUGGCGGACACGUUAGGAUGUGGUUUCUCCGAGAUCACGACGAAAGAAUCGUACAUCGAAGUGGCGAGAGUUUUCGAAGGAUUGUACGCGAGGUGGAAAGAACAGACGCUGACGAAGGAUGUUCGGUGUCGCUCGCCCAAGUCUUCGCCAAAGCUCUCCCCUAGGCCGCACAUCAGGAGGGUCAAAAACUUACUAAAGUCAACGACGACAGGGAAGCACCUCGAUGUGCCCAGUUUUGGAGCCAACUUCUGUUAACUCGUGUUAUAAGAGAGCAGUGUAUUUAUCUUAUUAUGGUGCAGUUUUAAUAUCAAUCAUUUGUGUGAUAUCAAACACAGACAUGUCGGUGAAAUUAUGUUGCAGUUCUGAUUUUAUUUUCUGCCUUGAGCUCAAAUUAUACGGAAAAACGCAUAUGAAUUAGACAAAGUCAUAGUCACUGUAUAUUUUAAUAUGUGUGCUUAUGAAGCAUGGUAAAACUAUGCUAGAAAUAAAAUAAAACCUGUAUAAAAGUGUGGCAGUAUUUCACUACUUAUAGUUAUUGCCCAUACCAAUAACAAUAUUUAAUACCAGUAUUAUAAGUGACAAGAAAUGUCUAUAAACAACUGAUAGUAAGACUUCGAAUUAAAUAUAUGUCUGCAAACGACGCCCACCCUAUUAGGUGGAAAGUUUUGUUGUCAUAUGAUUUCCUAAUAUGUUUGGUAUGAAACGUA
Branchiostoma belcheri (Belcher's lancelet) is the source of this 1232-nucleotide messenger RNA. RefSeq names its product ras-related and estrogen-regulated growth inhibitor-like. Gene Ontology annotation, molecular function: GTP binding; GTPase activity. The record is from RefSeq and is a predicted model, not a curated record. Lineage: Eukaryota; Metazoa; Chordata; Leptocardii; Amphioxiformes; Branchiostomatidae. The transcript is spliced from 5 exons. The coding region runs from base 82 to 780 and encodes 232 amino acids.